UGUUUCGGUUCCAUGUCUAGCGACCCGCGCCUUGGGUCUCAGCGGCUGCCCGUCUCACUCCCCGCCCUCUGGCCUGAACCCGAAACUACUCCAAGCCUCCGGGAUUUCCUGCGGGGGCGUGGAGGGGCGAGGGCAAUCGUUGGCAGCUACUCCGGACCCCAGCCGGCCGCCAAUGGGUGGCCGCCAGUGGAUAAAGAUAGAGAAAAUGAAAAAGAGAAAAAAUCAGUGAUCUGUGUUGAGGGCAAUAUUGCAAGUGGGAAGACGACAUGCCUCGAGUUCUUCUCCAAAACAACAGGGAUUGAGGUGUUACAGGAGCCAGUGCCCAAGUGGAGAAAUGUCCGUGGCCAUAAUCCUCUGGGUCUGCUGUACCGCGAUGCUUGUCGAUGGGGCUUCACGCUGCAGACAUAUGUGCAGCUCACGAUGCUGGACCACCACACUCGUCCCCAGACAUCACCGGUACGAUUGAUGGAGCGGUCGAUUCACAGCGCAAGAUAUGUUUUUGUAGAAAACCUGUAUAGAAGUGGGAAGAUGCCUGAAGUGGACUAUGUGAUUCUGGCAGAAUGGUUUGAUUGGAUUGUGAGGAACAUCGACGUGUCCAUUGAUUUGAUAGUUUAUCUCCGGACCACCCCUGAGACCUGUUAUCAGAGGUUACAGAUGAGAUGCAGGGAGGAGGAGACAGUCAUUUCCCUGGAAUACUUGGAUGCUCUUCACCGCCUCUAUGAGGAGUGGCUCUUCAAAGGAGGCCUUUUCCCUGUGGCAGCCCCUGUUCUGGGCGUCUGGAGGAGCACCACUUGCUGUCCUGGGCAGUUACCCAGCGAUGCCCUUAGGAGGUGCUGAGGUGAUUGAGGCUGACCACGACAGGAAGAAAAUGUUAGAACUCUUUGAACAAAACCGGGACCGCAUACUAACUCCAGAGAAUCAGAAACAUGGCUCAUAGGACAGGAAAGAUCAUGCCAGAAAAAUGCCCACUGCUGCCAAGUUAGCUGUUAGGAGCAAUUUGGGAAAAUCAACUUCCGGGAGGGCUUUAUAUUUGGCCACAUUGUUUUCCUGAUGGUCUCUUCCUCUUUGCCAGUGUCUUCAUCCUGGGUCUCUGGUCCUUGCAGGUAAAUGACAAAUGGGACCAGUGGGUUUGUCAUGCCCUUUGGUGGUCGUAGCCUUGCAUUCAUUCCCCCAGUGCCUCUCCUGGUGGUUUCCCACUGCUGGGUCCCUCUGAUUAAGGGAAGAGCCUCCUGACCUCAUGCUGGGUUUGGAGUCCCUAACCCUUCCCCGCCACGCAGGAGGGUGGGGUAGUCACCCUUACAUCCCAGGGAGGAAGUUGAAGCUCAGCGAGGCCAAGGGACUCCCCUGGGUCACACAGCCAGUGACGAUGGAGUUGGCACAGUUCAGACUUUAGGUGACUCUGAAACGUUCUCUGCCUGUCAUCCUGAGAGCCUGUCUUCCCUUGCUGGAGAUCUCACGUCUGUGUGGGGAGAGCCAGCAGUGCGUGGAGCCAGCAUCCUCAUUUUCUCAUUAUGUGAGCGGUUCUCGGGGACAGUCAGCAUUCCUGGACCUUCACAAAAUUGUGCUGUGUUUGGCUUGAGCCCAGCGUCCGGUGCUUUCCCAGCAUGAGGCUGCUGCGGCAUUUCCCACCUCAUCAUCUGGACUUCCGUGUCCUUGAGGGAAUCGUGCUUUGACUUCUGCACGGUGCUUGGUGUCCUUGGUGACAAAGGCCUGCCUGAGCUGCUGCCAAUUCCAUGUCAGGGACGUGGCUUUUGGUGCCUGGGUGGUUUGCCCGGUGCCAAGCUGGGGCAAGGGGCACCAGCGCCCUGGCUUCUGAAGCUCUCUUACCUUGUGAUGGCCUGUGUGAGGAGCUUUGCCCUUGGAAUUACUGAGAGUCUGUGGGCUGUGGGAGAGGUCUGAGUGGCCUUAAGUCUUUUUGAAAUGUUUUUCCAUGAAGGGGACACCUUGGAUCAUAGAGCAUGAACUCAUCUUUAUUGGUUCAGAAUAUAUCUUAGCUUCUCUCAGCUGUAACAAUACAUCACAGCCAUAGCUGCCUCUUGAGUCCAGUGGGAAGCAGAGAGAAAUAACAUUCUCUUAGGAGACAGUCUGGACAAGAAGGUCAGGGCUCGCAAGCAAAGGCUCUUGGAGCACUGGUACUCCUGAUAUUUUGGAGGUGGGUGGAGAUCAGAAGACUGUUGUCGACACAGAGAAGGGCCGGUUGUGAGCUUUGGGGAAGCAGGCCUCAGCUCUCCUGAGCAGCGGUUGGUGUAAACGCAGGUUGGAAGGCCUCGCCAUGGCCUCUGCGGGAGUGUGGCACCUGUGCAUGCAGCUGUCUGACUCUGCGUGGGUUACAGGUGCUCUGGUGGUCCAGUUCCAGAGGGAGCACUAAGGGGGCAAGACUGUGACUCCUGGACCAAAUCUUGGGCUACGCGGGCAGGAUGAGGGGCAGCCCCGUGGGGAUGAGCCUCUCAGUCCAAAUGUCAGUGAUUGACUAGAUGCCCAGGGGAGGUGAGAGCCUGUGCUACCGGGGAUCUUGACGGGCCAGGGAAGUCUCUGGGAAUUUGUAGAUGAACAGUCCAGUGUUUUCCCCACAGCUUAAUUUGAGCAUCUGUUUUGGGGGAAAUGUAAUUUUAAAAAAUAAAUAAAAUCUUGCUCUGUAGUAGCCAAUAAAUUCUUCACUGAAAACCUGAGGUUAACUUUGGAGUGCUUCCUAGGCCAGUGAUUUUAGCUCCCUGCAGCAUCCUUUUGCCAGUAGGAUAAUGUGGUUUCGUUUUCUAAACCCCGUCUUUCCUAACAUGGGAGGUUUGGGUCCAAAAAAGCUCGCCAUCCUCUUGCUCUGGCACCACGGACAGGAUGCCGUGUACCUGCAGCGGCCAGUGGAGGUGGCAAAAAUCUCCCAGCCCACGUAUGUCACACAAAAUGGCUGGUGCUCAGCUUGCACAUAUGAGGCUUGCCUUCCCCAUGUGGCAGGCAGGGCUGGUGACAUCAGGAGUCAUGGAGCAGGGCAGGAAAAGGGCAGAUGGCACACGGUAGGCACGACACCUAGUUUUUAGAGCUGAGGGAGGCACUCCUCAGGGACUCCCAGGAAUGGCUCAGAGGGGCAUGGCAGGGGCUGGCUCCUUGAAUUGCUGACAGGGCAAGCCAGGGCAGUGAUGUUCCAGAUUUAUUGGUGUUGCCCCAUUCUUACCCUGAGGUGGGGUUCUGUAGAGCAUUGCAUGAGUAUACCCCAGAGCCACCUCAGCGGCUUUGACCCUUGGUAAUUAAAAAAAAAAAUGUUUAAUAGCAUAUACAUCUUCUUGUACUCAGCAUGUUUAGUGAAAUAAUUCUGAUUUAUACUUCAUAUUUUUAAUUUUAUAUGCAAAAGCAUGAUUAGAAUCAUUCAGAAAUAGUUCAUGUACCUGGUGAUUAAAAAAAAAAUGAGAUAGAAGUGUAUUUCUGUCGCACGUAAAAGGGCAGAGGUGGGUGAUCCAGGACUGGUAUGGUGGCUCCGAGGACAUGGGAUCCCGGGCUCUCUCUGGCUUUCUGUUCCCAGCUCAACUUCCUGGUUUGUGGCUUCCUUCCUCCAGGGACUUCCCUGUCCAAGAUGGUGCCAGAGUUCCUACGCUGGCUAAUGAAGGCAUCAGGACAUAUUGCCUGUCCCCCAUUCAUACUUUAAUUCUCAUGUGGAUGAGGACCUUUGCAAGGCACAACUAAGAUAAGCCAGAAGGUUCUAACAGGAUUUUUCUAGAGGCCUUAGAGGUGGGGGAAAGACAGGAAGGAAGUCAGGACCCACAGGCUGGGCCACAGAUGUGGUGUCAGUGCUGUGGUACCCUCUUUCCCUCCUUUGUGCCCUCACAUCACCUCACCCUCACUGCCAGGGACCACAGUGUCCUCAGCUCGACCCGCCUCGUGCGCUGGGUGUAGCCCGGGAAGGGCAGAGGCCACCAGUAUAAUGCACUCCCACAGCUUGGCUCUCAGGAGGCCCUCCCUAAACCGUGGUUCCUGGGAAAGAAUGUCCUCUUUCAUUUCCACCUGAGCUGCUUACCUAGAUAAGUGUACCCGUCCCUGCCUGUGAGAUAUAUCAGUUGGAGACCUUUAGCCGGGACUCCCCCAGACCCCCAACCAUCAGACCUGGGGAAGGAUUGAAGUGUGUACAACUCUGAGAAAAGGUAGAAGGCGUUUCCAGAACCUACCCACCCCCUGGGUGCUGUUGAAUCUGUGCCAUCUUGUUUUCCUAGAGCCCUGGGGCCGGAUGGGGGCGCUCACAUCAAAUGCUCACAUAUCUGUGGAAUGAGUAAUACUUAUCCCUGUGGCCUCUCCACCCAGAAGAAUUACAGUUAUUAAAGUAAUUGACGAGCUUUUGGAAAUGUCAGCCCUCCAUUGUUGGAAAUCUAAUAAUAAUAAUACCCCGCCUGGUGCCUCUGGGCUUUGGUGGUGGAUUACUCACCCAGGGCCCCAGGGUCACUGGCACAGGGCUUUCUUUUCCUAAUAACUCCAACCCCGCAGCUCCUCUAAGAAGGCGGAGUGAACUCUGUGUUCCUUUAGUUUACAUAAGAUAGUGAGCUUGCCAAAGGCUGUCAUUAAACAGAAGCUAAGAGAGAGCUAGUCUUGCGGAAUCCAGAGUGGGUAUCCACUUUUGCUGCUCUCUUCCCGAAUUUCUGCAUUUCUUGGCUUGUUGUUCUUCAAGGCUGGGGUCCGUGGAACACAGGUGUUGUAGGAGAGAGUAACAGGUGUUCUGAGAAAAGAGGGUUCCGUAGUCCAGGAAAUUUGGGAAGCACCACCUGGGUAUUUUCUCUAAGAUGCACAAGAUACAUUAGUUUAGAUAAACUCAAGCAGUCCUGUGAGAAAAACACCUUUUCACCCUUAUGUAAGCCAGGGACUCUCAGACUCAUUGACAGUAGAACCCCUCAUUUGGGGGAUAUCCAUUAACAAUCUCCAGAAGUGCCAGGGUUCCUCGGGACACACAUUGGGAAAAGCACUGUUUUAGGGAGUCUGCAGCUGCUGAUGACUCUUGGCUUUUGUGCCCUUUGGGAAUCUCUAGCUCUUGGUUCUCCAGGUUCAGUACAUCUGAAUCCCCAGAGGGCAUGUUGAAACAUGGAUUACCACGUCCACCCACAGAGUUUCCAAUUGAGUGGAAUCCAGUUCUGGGGUGGGCCUGAGACUGUUUUCUAACACCAUUCCCGGGAGUGAUGAGUCCAGGGAACUCCCUGGGUUUAAAGUUUCUAGGACUGGACAUCCCAGAGUUCCAAGAAAACUUGGCAUCUUGGUGGUGGUUGAAUGUGUUGUGAGUGUUGGUUAUCAUAUCUAUCAAAUGGGAGCAUUGCUCAUUUCUCCGGGCUGUGAGGAUAACUGACCCGGCAUAUGGAAGGGGUCUGGACCAGGGCCUGGUAGGCAGUAAGUGUCCCAUAAAUGUUAGUUCACCUGAUGUUUCCUGGAAAACUGACUGGAAUGCAGUUCGUUGGCCGAGUAAUGGCAGCAGCUGCAGUGAGUGGCACUUUCUGUCAGAGCAGCGUGGGCACACGCUCUCACCAAUUAAUUGGGACCACCUUGAUGUAUCUGUUCAGGUCACAGGCCUGGUUGAGGCUGACCUUCGGGACUUUACCUCUGUAAAGUGCCUCAUGACCUUUCUAGAAUAGCAGAGUAUGGGGCAACCAACUGGCCUUUCUUUUCUUUUUAUAAAUGCUCCUGUUUCUCGUGGGGACUCUGGGUCUGCACCUGGCAUCCUGAGGCCUGAGAGGGAGAGCUGGGAGAGACAUAACUGCUCCUCAGGCCGUGAGAAAUGACACUGCUUCUUGCACCAGCAAGGCCCUGGAGUUCCUUACACAAUAAACGAAUGGUUGUCUUGCU
This is a messenger RNA of Neofelis nebulosa (Clouded leopard), 5805 nucleotides long. RefSeq names its product thymidine kinase 2 (gene TK2). The record is from RefSeq and is a predicted model, not a curated record. Gene Ontology annotation, cellular component: cytoplasm; mitochondrion. Gene Ontology annotation, biological process: nucleobase-containing compound metabolic process. Gene Ontology annotation, molecular function: deoxynucleoside kinase activity; ATP binding. Lineage: Eukaryota; Metazoa; Chordata; Mammalia; Carnivora; Felidae. The transcript is spliced from 11 exons. Bases 13 to 837 code for a protein of 274 amino acids.